Cylindrotheca closterium is the source of this 759-nucleotide messenger RNA. NCBI's taxonomy places the organism in Eukaryota, Bacillariophyta, Bacillariophyceae, Bacillariales, Bacillariaceae. The record is from the annotation of a GenBank genome assembly.
AUGGAUGGUUUACACCGUGCUAUGGAAGAUUGGUUUAACCUGAGUACCUAUUUAGGUUUUCGCCUUCGCGAAUGGGCCCAGGAGGAUGAUUACCGUCGCCUGGCUUCCGGUGGCGAGAUCGCCCCGAAUGGUACGAAACGCGCUUUCACUCUCGGUGACAUUCGUUUGUUCGACUCGGGAAACCGUCCUGUUUCGAUUGCUGAGUUUAUCGAGAAUUUUGAUGCCGUCGCCCGCUCCAAUGUCAAGUUCUCUUGGCAAAAGAACCACGACCACGGUGAGGAAAAACUGCUCUCCAGCAAUCCUCGUAACCCUUCCCGCGACGCUCUGCGGAGUCUCCAUAACAUUGUCAGCCGAUUUGCACGGAUUGUCGGCCUGGAUAAGACCGAUAUCCCACUUGCAGUGUACAAAGGAUCCUUUGGUGAAAAGUUUUUCAUCCACAGCAAAGUCAUUGCUUCCACCCUUCGGACCUUGGCCAAGAAGACUUACAACCUGACUGAUCGCGAUCUUCAGCGACAUUACAAAUAUACGUCCCAUUCUCUUCGAGCUGGGGCGGCAGUGAUCCUUCACGCUGCGGGUAUCAACGCUAUUCAGAUCAAAUUUCUCUUGCGCUGGCGCUCUGAUUCUUUUUUCCUUUACCUUCGCAAUGUUGCACACCUUUCGGAGCAACAAAACCGGGCAAUUAACCAACUUGCCUCGGCUACUCAGUCUGAAGUGACUGCAGCUCGCGCUGCUUCUCGACUCAUCCCAAACAUUGUUUAG